GCGUGGGCCUAUACUUGCCUGGCCAGUACUGAAGCUCAACCUAACUCCUUGGUUAUGGUUAACUUGCUGCAAAGCUUCUUUGCACGAAUUUCUGGCAGCAGUUUCAGAACCCCCCUCAUCAAAAAUUUAACUGCACGCAAGCAUUUGCCCAAUAUGGCAGGCAAAGAAAGCCCUCUAGUAUGGAUUGACUGCGAGAUGACGGGUCUCAACCCAGACUCGGAGGAGAUUAUCGAAAUAUUCUGCCUCGUCACGGACGGUGACCUGAACCUCAAGGACGAAGAGGGCUGGGGCACGGUGGUUCACCAGACGCAGGAACGCAUGGACAAGAUGGAUGAGUGGUGCACCAAGCAGCACGGCGGCAGCGGUCUCACGGCGCGGGUGGUGGGCUCGACCACGACGCCCGAGGAGGCUGCGGACGGCCUGCUGGCCUACAUCAAGAAGCACGUUCCCCACGCCGGGGUGGCGCUCCUGGCGGGCAGCAGCGUCCACCACGACAGGGCGUUCCUGCGACGGGCGCCGUACAACCGCGUGACGGACCAUCUGCACUACAGAAUCCUCGACGUCAGCUCCAUCAAGGAGGCAGCCAAGAGGUGGGCGCCCAAGGUGGCCAAGAAGGUGCCGAAUAAAAAGGGAACGCAUCUCGCCAGGGAUGACAUUUUGGAGAGCAUCGAGGAGGCGAAAUACUACCGGGAGGGGUUGUUUGCAAAGGCCUUGCAGGUGGACGAGUUGGAGAAGAAAAUUGCAGAGUAUGAAAAGAGGUUCGCAAAGGAAUCCAAGAAAAAUACAAAGAAGGCUGCGGCGGCGGCGGAAAAGAAUGAAAAUUAGGUAAGUUGGUAAAAAGCUGCUGCUUUUGCGCAAUUCUCUUCUCAGUUAAUUUGUUGAGUCGAGAAACUGUAAAAAAAAAAAAAAAAAGCAACAAAUGAAUAAGCACUGGUAGCAUUCCCCUCGCCCCAGCACCCGUCAAAGUAAGUAAAAUUGCAGCCAG
Messenger RNA from Pyricularia oryzae 70-15, 985 nucleotides. RefSeq names its product oligoribonuclease. Gene Ontology annotation, molecular function: nucleic acid binding; 3'-5'-RNA exonuclease activity. NCBI's taxonomy places the organism in Eukaryota, Fungi, Ascomycota, Sordariomycetes, Magnaporthales, Pyriculariaceae. Bases 55 to 825 code for a protein of 256 amino acids. The record is from RefSeq and is a predicted model, not a curated record. The transcript is spliced from 2 exons. Gene Ontology annotation, cellular component: mitochondrion.